AAUGCAUGUAAAGAUCUCCAAACUUAGCUUGCUGUAUCAAAAGAAGACCAGCUGGAAUGUGGUAUUUUAGGGCCAGUGAUUAGUUAUUUCCAUUAACAGCCUUUUUAACAGGCCAGUUGUGGGGCAGAGGCGAACGUAAAUCUUUUUUUAGACAGCUCAUACUACAAGCGUAGAGAUUUUCAGUGUGUUUGUUAAGUUUGAACAUUAGCCCUUUGGAUAAUGGUUUUGGUUAAUUAAAAAGUCAAUUUGAGAAAUAGAUCGAAGUCAAUUUUUGAAUAGGUACCAUUUUUGAAAUUUGUACAUGAGGAAAGUUGCUAACUUUCUUGUAUUAGGCUAUUUAGAUGUUCAUUUACCUUACUAGAUAUUAUGAGUAUUUUGAAUGGAGAUCCGUUGCUAAGAGUAAAGCAUCAUGGAGAAUUUUGAAGUGUGACUUUUUUGGUACUAGAAACCGAAAAAUAGAUAAAGAUAAUUUGUAUUUUCCAUUGUUUUUCACACCAAAGGCCAGUUUUACUUGUUUAAAUUUUUUCGUCUGACUGCAAAGUAACACAUGUUCAUUAAAUAAAGUCCCAGUAUUUCAGAAGUAGUACAUAGCCUCUAAUAAUCUUUCAGAAAUAACUGUCAUUCCACUUCCCCCGUCUGUAUAUAUUAACGUCCCCCUCCCCGCCUUUAAUAUACAUGGCAUUAUCCAUACUGUUAAGCGGUUUGUCAUGUAGAAUAUCUGACAUCUUUUGAUUGCAGUAGAUCGGCCUUUAUUUUUGGCACCUUUAUAGUAUAUUGCAUAGAUGUACCACAAUUUAUUAAUUAUUCUAUUGGUGGCCAUUUGGGUUUCUUCUUCUUUGUUACAGCAAAUAAUGUUAUGAUGGUCAUCCUUUUUCUUUCUUUCUUUUUCUUCUAUUUUCUUUUUUUUAUGAGACAGAUUCUUGCUCUGUCGCCCAGACUGGAGUGCAGUGGUGCAAUCUCAGCUCACUACAACCUCCGCCUCCCAGGUUUAAGCAGUUAUUGUGCCUUAGCCACCUGAGUAGCUGGGAUUAGAGACAUAUAUCACCAUGCCUGGCUAAUUUUAGUAUUUUUAGUAGAGAUGGGGUUUCGUCAUGUUGGCUAGGCUGAUCUCAAACUCCUGGCCAACAUCUCAGAGUGGUGAGAUUAUAGGUGUGAAGCCACUGUGCUUGGCCUAGUCAUCCUUUUUCGUAACAAACACAUAUUAUCUUUUUUUCUUUUUGAGAUGGGCUCACUGUCAUCCAGGCUGGGGUGCAGUGGCUAGAUUAUGGCUCACUGCAGCCUGGAUCUCCUGGGCUCAAGCAGCCCUCCUACCUCAGCCUUCUGAGCAGCUGGGACUAUAGGUGUGUGCUGUUACAGUUGGCUAAUGUUUUGAUUUUUUGUAGAAUAAGGGUCUCACUUUGUUGUCCAGGCUGGUCUCAAACUCCUGGGUUUAAGCAAUCCUCCCACCUUGGCUUUCCAAAAUGCUGGGAUUACAGGUGUGAGCCGCUGCCCCUGGCCCUUUUUUUCCCCUUUGGAUAAUCUCCAAGAAGUGGAAAUGCUGAAUUAAAGGCUAUGAACAUUUAAAAUUGUGGCAGCUGGUGCCAAAUUCUGGUCCAUUAACAAUAUUUGAGAAUUUCCUCUGUUUCCUCAUAUGUUCAUUAACAGUCAAUAUUAUUAAUUACUGUUUCUAAGUUUAGCUGAGACCACACAUGUCAUUUUUAGAGUAAAUUUACUGCAUUUUAGUAUUGUAAUCAAGACCAAAUUUCUAGGUUUAGCUGAGACCACACGUGUCAUUUUUAGAUGUCAUUUUUAGAGUAAAUUUAUUGCAUUUUAGUAUUGUAAUCAAGACCAAAUUGCAGUUGCUAGUUGUAAGUCCAUUUCAGCUCUUGUUUUCUAUAAAUAGAAAGCUUAGUUUUGGAUUCCUUAGUAAUAAAUUAUCAUAAAACAAAUGGUUGAUUUCAGUGGUUAGUAUUUUAAAGUAAGUUAAGGAUUUGAGGGAAGAUUAUAUUUGAAUGGGACCUUGUCCUAUGGAUAGGCAUCAGGAGGAUGGGCCUUUCUAAAAGAAAGAACAACUUAAGCAAAGGUAGGGAGACAGGAAUGGGCAAGGAUGUUUGGAAUCAGAGGUUUGAGAGGCGAUAGUGCUAGGUAUUGAGGUGGUAGAAUAGAAGAGAUAGCUAGAAAGGUAGUUAGAAGUAGAUGGUAAGGUAGUUAGAACUAACUGAAAAGGUAGCUAGAAAAAGAUCACUUUGAAGAUUUUGUUUUUUCGGGGAGAGCUACAGAAGGUCUUUAUCAGAGAAUGAGGGACAUAAUCACAUCAUUUUACAAAUGUCAGUAUGGUGGCAGUUUUGAGUGAUGGAUGUCAGAGAAGCACAUCAGGUGGCUGUUACAGGCUGGGUAAAAGAGAAUGAAGACUUGUAACAGAAUGAGAAUUACGAAGAGUAGCGAGGUUGGAUUUCAGAGAGAUGCCAAAGAAGUUGAGUCUACGUGAUUUGAUGACUGGAGUUGAGGAAGAGGAAGAAAGCAAAGCUCACUUUUAGAUUUUUAUCACAAAUGACUCUUAGAUAGUGAUUGUGAUAAUGAUAUCUUUAGUCAGAAGAGGGCAAAUUUGGGGACUGGGAAAGAUACUCAAGUUUGGGGCAUGUUAAGUUUGUGUGGAAGAUACUUCCAUGGAGGAUGAGUUAUACACAAGACAUGAAAUUUACUUGUGACAGAUUUAGAAGAAACGUUUAUAGAUUUGUUACUUUUUGUUAGGAAUUUUGGCAUACAUUUUCACCUAUUUUUAGUUUGUUAUUAAUAGAAUUUCUGUUGAACAUUCUGUGGCUUAUUCAGCCUGUUUACCAUGAUGCUAAUAGUCCUAAGAAAGUGCACUGUCUAGUAGUCUUCACACUUUUUUGAUUGUGUACAUUGUCAAUAGAAAUAUGCCUACAAUAUAUGUACAUUUGUUUAUUGAUUAUAUAUGUCUUACAGUACAAUCAUAUUGUUUAUAUUAUAAAACAUAUGUAGAAAGAAUUUUUCAAAGGCUAAGACAAAUACAAAUUGUAGUUUUAACUAUUUUCUUCCUCCAUCCCAUUGUAUCAUCUUGGACCUCUCUAGAAAGUACUGAUCUGAUUUCCAGCUGACGCAUUCUGCCCCUUUAUUCCAGUAGAGGUCAGUCGAGCAUCUGGAAGAGAGAACAGGCUGUUGAACUAUGCAGGGUAGAGCCGUCAUUCUUCAGUUAGAAGGAUAAUUAUAUUUUAAAGUUUCUAAAUUCAUGCAUUUUUGGAAGAGUAAUUACAGAGUAGUAUGUGGUAUUACGGAGAAGUGAAGAAUAGUGAGCUCAGUAGAGUAUGGAUCAAUCUGAAAUGUGCUUUUGUUGUUUGAUGUUUAUGUUGUGAGUACCUUGCAUUUGGCUUUGAACAUUACUUGAUUCUGUAGUUUUGGGAUCUUUUCCCAACUCUGUGAGAAUCUGUAGAUUAUGUGAGCCACAGGAAUGUUCCCUGCCUGUAGGCAUAAUCAAGUUCUAGUUAAAAUUGGAGUAAUUGAAAGGACAGACACAAAGAGGCUUUCUUUGAAAUUGAUCUUGAAAGCAGUAUCUUUACCCAAAGAGGUUAGUAGUGGGUUGGAAUUAUCUAUCUGUUUUCUGUUUUAUGCUUAAUUAGGAGAAGGAGAAAAAAGAAAUGCCUUUUCUAAGUAAGAGCCCAUUGUAAGUAAUUAGAAAUCAAGCGCGAACUUGUUACAGCUAUAUAUUCUAAAAAGGCAAAAGUACAGUUUAAAAAAUAUAUAUGUACUGUUAUAUGACUCAGGCACAAGUAGCUUAGAAACAAAUCAUCAGAUAGGUUGAAUAACAGAACACUUUUUCUGUUGCUUUCCUCGUAAAAUAUUUCUUAUAAAUAGAGAUGCUCAUUUUAGUAGGGACCUAUGGUUAUGAUUAUAAAUAAGUUUGUAUGUUUUGAGCCCCAUUUCUAAAUGAUCAGGAAAAUGAGUUAUUGAGGUUUUAGUCACAUGCUAGAAGUUGCAAGUUGAAAGUGUUGUGUAACAGAUGCAAACAGCCCAGAAUUAGUCUUGUGUAAUAUGGUGAUGGAGAAGGGGAGAAUGGUAAAGCAUUUCAAAAGGUUUGAACUACCUAACCAUUAUGGCACCAGGAAACCUCUGGCAUAUGAGAAAUAACUUUCUCUUUGGUUCAAGAUGUUGGAUGACCCGAUUUUCAGCAGAAAUCGUCUUCAAAUCAGUUUCAUUUAGGCUUUUUGGUGUGAAGUGUCAUAAUGCAGACAGUGAGCCUUUGAAAAAUGAGGACCUACUGAAAAACUUACUUACUAUGGGAGUAGAUAUUGACAUGGCAAGGAAACGACAGCCUGGAGUUUUUCAUAGGAUGAUUACCAAUGAGCAGGACCUGAAGAUGUUCCUUCUUUCCAAAGGAGCUAGCAAAGAAGUGAUCGCUAGCAUCAUAUCAAGAUAUCCACGAGCAAUAACACGUACUCCCGAGAAUCUUUCAAAACGGUGGGAUCUGUGGAGAAAAAUUGUGACAUCAGACCUUGAAAUUGUAAAUAUUUUGGAACGUUCUCCUGAAUCCUUUUUUCGGUCCAAUAACAACCUAAACUUAGAGAAUAAUAUAAAGUUCCUCUACUCAGUUGGAUUGACCCGUAAAUGCCUUUGUCGAUUGUUGACCAAUGCCCCUCGUACCUUCUCCAAUAGUCUUGAUCUGAAUAAACAGAUGGUUGAAUUUUUGCAGGCAGCCGGUUUGUCAUUGGGUCACAGUGAUCCCACAGAUUUUGUCAGAAAGAUAAUUUUUAAAAACCCUUUUAUCUUAAUUCAGAGCACCAAGCGGGUGAAAGCUAACAUUGAAUUCUUACAGUCAACUUUCAAUUUGAACAGUGAGGAACUGCUGGUUCUGAUAUGUGGUCCAGGAGCUGAAAUCCUAGACCUUUCCAAUGACUAUGCCAGAAGAAGCUACGCAAACAUCAAAGAGAAGCUGUUUUCUCUUGGAUGUACUGAAGAAGAGGUGCAGAAGUUUGUCUUAAGCUAUCCAGAUGUGAUCUUCUUGGCAGAGAAAAAGUUUAAUGAUAAAAUAGACUGCCUCAUGGAAGAAAACAUUAGCAUUUCACAAAUAAUUGAAAAUCCUCGGGUUCUGGAUUCAAGCAUAAGUACUUUAAAAAGUCGAAUCGAAGAAUUGGUAAAUGCUGGCUGUAACUUGAGUACUUUAAACAUCACUCUUCUGUCUUGGAGUAAAAAAAGAUAUGAAGCUAAAUUGAAAAAGUUAAGCAGAUUUGCCUAAGGAUGCCAAUGUUUUUAAUUCUCAGGAACUGUGAAUGUGUUAUGCCACAUUGCAAAAGAAUUUUGCAGAAGUGAUUAAUUUAAAAUGUUAUUAAGGGCCUUGAGAUGGGGAGAUUAUCCUGAAUUACUUGGGAGGGCCUAAUAUAAUUGUAGGGAUCUUUAAAAGUUGAAGAGGGAGGCAAAAGAGGAGGUCAGAGUGAUCCUGUAUAAGAAAGACAACUACUUUUGAAGGAAGUUAAAAGGUGGCUUUGAAGGAGGAAGACACCUUGAGCCAAGGAAUGAAGGGGGCCUGUAAAAAAAAAUUGAAAAGGCAAGGAAACAGAUUCUCCAUUAGAGUCCCCAGAAAGGAAUGCAGCCUUGCUGGCACCUUUUUAGCCCAGUGAGAUCAAUGUCAAACUUCUGACCCACAGAACCAUAAGAUGGUAAAUUUGUGUUGUUUUAAACCACUGAGUCAGCGAUAAUUUGCUGAAGAAGCAAAUAGAUUAACAUAGCAACUAAGUAGAUGAUUAGUUGCGUUAUAGGUGAAGUCAAAAAUACAGUCCUUUAGUAUUAAGUCUGUAUUUCUUCCUUUUAUAAGAGGAAUUAUAUUUAAAAAAUCUACCUGCCCUUCUGGAAUUGCUAAUGUUAGUGUUUAUAAAGUCUUAAAUGUGUGCAUAAAAAACUAAAUGUGAAUAUAAAAUCUAGAUAAAGGAAUAUGUUUGCCUAAUACAGUUUAAGGAAAUGAUAAUCAUUUCUGUGCAUUUUGUUGUCAUUUCAGCUAAUAUUAAAGAAUAAUUUUCAGAGGCAUUGACUUAAAUGGCAAAUCAGAUAAUGUCGGUAUCUUCAAGAUACAAUCUAGCUCUGACAUAAACUGAAAGACGUGAGACAAAUUAUAUGACCCUAAUUUUAAUUAUUUUCCAGAGGCAUUUGUUUUCUAGAUGUGGUUUUUGAAUUAAAUAACAUAAUGGUGCUCAACCUUUUAAACCUCAUUUGCUAUCAGUGAUACUUCAAAAAACCUUAUUCCUACUAUUGAUAAAAACAAUAUGUCUGCUUUUCUAAGGCCAUUUAUAUAUUCAACGAUACUCCUAUUAUAAUUUGGUUAACUAUUUGAUGGCAAGCAUGGCAUAGUUUAGAAAGCAAGAGCUUUAGAGUGAUGUAUCUGGGCACCAUUCCUGAGUAACUUGUGUUAAUGUUUUAAAUUUACUAAACCUGUUUUUCUCAUCUGUAACACCAGAAACUGACCUUCCAGAGUUGGUAGGAAUCAAAUGAAAAAGCACCUCUAAGGUUUCUUGCACAUAGUAAUGAUGCAAUCAGUGAUAGCUAUAAUAAAAAGAUAGUAUUUUAAAAAGCAGCUUUAUACAUAAUUCACAUAUUCAAUUUACCUAUUUAAAGUCUGACACAGUUCAAUGUAUAUAUAGAGUUGUGCAACUUUAUUUUCCAUUGCUUAUAAUACAUUUAUAAUUUAUUGGAAAAUUUAUAAAGAAAAUGAAUUUCUUACAGUUAUGGAAGCUGAGAAAUCCUAGGUUGAGGGGCCACAUCUGGUGAGAGCCUUCUUGCUGGUGGGGACUCUGAAGAGUCCUGAGGCGGCACAGUGUAUCACAUGGCGAGUGCUAAUGUACUUAGGUCUCUUUUCCUCUUAUAAAGCCACCAGUCCACUCGCAUGAUACCUAUUAAUUCAUUAAUCCAUUAAUCCAUGAAUAGAUUAAUCAAUUUCUGACGACAUAGCCCUUAUGAUCCAGUCACCUCUUAAAGGCCCCACCUCUCAAUACUGCCACAUUGGGGAUUAAAUUUCAACAUGAGUUUUGGAGGGGAUGGAUAGUCAAACCAUAGCAGCAACCAUCACCACAAUCUAGUUUUAGAAUAUGUUUGCAGUCCUAACAGAAACCUUGUACCUGUUAGUGAAUCCCCAUUAUUUCCCUCAAUUUGUUCCCCCAACCCUAAGCAAAAAUGAAUCUGUUUUCUGUGUCUAUAAAUUUGUUUAUUCUGAACAUUUCAUAUAAAUGGAAUCAUACAGUA
Messenger RNA from Gorilla gorilla gorilla (western lowland gorilla), 7224 nucleotides. It is a transcript of the gene MTERF1, whose product is annotated as mitochondrial transcription termination factor 1. The transcript has 2 exons. Gene Ontology annotation, molecular function: double-stranded DNA binding. NCBI's taxonomy places the organism in Eukaryota, Metazoa, Chordata, Mammalia, Primates, Hominidae. Gene Ontology annotation, biological process: regulation of DNA-templated transcription; termination of mitochondrial transcription. Bases 4091 to 5230 code for a protein of 379 amino acids. Gene Ontology annotation, cellular component: mitochondrial matrix. The record is from RefSeq and is a predicted model, not a curated record.